Messenger RNA from Williopsis jadinii, 1646 nucleotides. RefSeq names its product threonine synthase THR4 (gene THR4). The coding region runs from base 60 to 1583 and encodes 507 amino acids. Lineage: Eukaryota; Fungi; Ascomycota; Saccharomycetes; Phaffomycetales; Wickerhamomycetaceae. Gene Ontology annotation, molecular function: heme binding; pyridoxal phosphate binding; threonine synthase activity. The transcript has a single exon. The record is from RefSeq and is a predicted model, not a curated record. Gene Ontology annotation, biological process: L-threonine biosynthetic process.
UGUUGAUAACUCGGUCUACAACUACAAACAAAGAGUACAAAACAAGAUAGACCAGUGCCAUGUCGUCUCAGACCUACAGAUCAACACGUGCGAGCGAGCCACAGUCGUUCACCUUUGAACAAGCUGUCCUGAAGGGACUGGCAUCUGAUGGUGGUCUGUUUGUUCCCUCCGUGAUUCCACAGCUGGAACCAGACUUCUUGAGCAAGUGGAAGGACCUGUCGUUCCAAGAGUUGGCCUUCAACGUGCUGAGACUGUACAUCUCGUCCUCCGAGAUCCCAGACGAGGACUUGAAGCAGCUCGUGGAGAAGUCGUACUCGACUUUUAGACACGAUGAGGUGACUCCGAUCAACACCAUUGACGAGAAGAACGGGCUGUACCUGCUGGAGCUGUUCCACGGUCCAACGUAUGCCUUUAAGGACGUGGCUCUACAGUUCGUCGGUAACCUCUUUGAGUACUUCCUCAGCCGUAAGAACGAGGGCAAGCCAGAGGAGGAGAAGGACAUCUUGACCGUUGUUGGAGCCACCUCUGGUGACACCGGCUCUGCUGCUAUCUACGGUCUCAGAGGCAAGAAGGACGUCUCCGUCUUCAUCCUCUACCCUACUGGGCGUAUCUCUCCGAUCCAGGAGCUUCAGAUGGCCACCGUGCUCGACGACAACGUCCAUACUUUAUCUGUCAAGGGUACCUUUGACGACUGUCAAGAUAUUGUUAAGCAGAUCUUUGGUGACGAGGAGUUCAACAAGAAGUACCACAUCGGUGCUGUGAACUCCAUCAACUGGGCCCGUAUCCUUGCCCAACAGACCUACUACUUCUACGCAUACUUCCAAUUGAUCAAGCAGUUGGGCUCAUCUGAUGUCAAGGUUCGCUUCACAGUGCCAAGUGGUAACUUUGGUGACAUCCUCGCAGGCUACUACGCUAAGGAGAUGGGCCUACCAGUGGAUAAGUUGAUCAUUGCCACCAACGAGAAUGACAUCUUGGACAGAUUCCUCAGAUCAGGAAAGUACCAAAAGGAUGCCGAUGUUAAGGCAACGUUGGCUCCAGCUAUGGAUAUCCUCAUCUCUUCCAAUUUCGAGCGUUUGUUGUGGUACUUGGCCAGAAACAACCUGGCCUCUUCCGAUGAGGAGGCUGGUAAGACCAUCAACGAAUGGUUUGCCGAAUUGAAGUCCACCGGUGGAUUCCAAGUUCCAUCAAGUGUUAUCGACGCUGCUCGCAAGGACUUUGGUUCUGAGAGAGUGGACGAUUCCCAGAUCAAGGAAACCAUCAAGAGAGUCUACUCUGAGAACCCAAACAAGUACGUGCUGGACCCACACUCUGCUGUUGGUGUCGAGACCUGUUACAGAGCCAUUGGCGAGGACAAGGCUGCUGGAGUUCAAGGUGUCAAGUACGUCUCCUUGUCUACUGCUCAUCCUGCCAAGUUUGCUGAUGCCGUUAACGAUGCCCUUGGCUCUUUUGAAGGCUACUCUUUCGAUAAGGACGUCUUGCCAGAUGAGCUCAAGGCCCUGUCUAACAAGGAGAUGAAGAGAAUCUUUGUUGAAAAGGCUGACGUUGAAUUGGUCAAACAAGCCAUCGUCAAGGAGUUGUCUUGAUUGCUUACGGUUUGAACAGAGGAAAGCUCGUAACAUAAGUAUACUAAAUAUCAUCCAUCAUGA